Molecule: messenger RNA, 1953 nt
Organism: Penicillium daleae
Lineage: Eukaryota; Fungi; Ascomycota; Eurotiomycetes; Eurotiales; Aspergillaceae
Product: RNA-binding snoRNP assembly protein NAF1
Exons: 1
Coding region: 1-1953 (650 amino acids)
Biological process (GO): pseudouridine synthesis; ribosome biogenesis; box H/ACA snoRNP assembly
Cellular component (GO): sno(s)RNA-containing ribonucleoprotein complex
Molecular function (GO): RNA binding
Source: RefSeq, a predicted model, not a curated record
AUGAGUGAAGACCAGAAUAUUCCUGUCGAGUCUGCGGGUACGGGCGACUGCCCUCCUGCGAAACGACCCUGCACCAUCGAUACGCCCCCCAUUACAGGAACGCCCGAUGAUGGGAGCGAUUUCUACAACACACCGUUGGGUGCAGCGACCCCGGUGACCAAGACGGGGCUUGAAAAGGCCGUGUCUGUUACUGAGACUUCUGUGACCUCUCAACCAGCCCCCAUGAUCCCUGGAUUGGGCUUCAUCAACAAUCCCAACGGACAAUCUACAACCAACGAGCCCUCCCAGCCUACGGCCGCAGCAACGCAAGAGCAGGAUGCCAUAGCUGCUUCGCCAGUGACGGUCAACACUAGUAGACCGGAUAACCGAGAAGAAAUUGUUGAAACCAAUGGUCAACAAGAGAAUUCUGGAGAUGCCAUGGAAGUCGACGAGAAGCCCGAGCCUGCCACCCAGGGAGAAACAAAUGGAGCAUCGACUGAGCAGCAAAACAACACAGAGGAGCAGGAGCAGGAAGGGGAACACCCAGAAUGGGAGGUCGACUCGGAUCCUUACGAGUCUUCAUCUGACUCUUCAUCAUCCUCCGAUUCCUCCGACAGUGACGACGACGACUACCCGAUCCUUAGCCCCGAAGAACAAGCCCGGAUCCUGAUGCUUGCCGAGGGUGGCUCAGACGAUGAAGGAGGAGACAAGGGAAAAUCAGGGGGAAAGAUUCGCUCAACCAACGAGGUCGACGAGGACGUCUUGCCGAUUCCCGACGUCUACAUUACACCCGAAAUGAAGAUUGUGCUGCUGGGCAAGGUCCAGACCGCCAUCGAGAAUGCAGUCCUCAUCGAGGCCAGCACCUCCGGAGAAUACCAGGUCCUGGAGUCGGGCUCCUUGCUGUGCUCCGAGGAUCGCAAGGUUCUAGGAGUGGUGUCAGAGACCCUGGGCAGAGUGGAGAACCCUCUGUACACCGUCAUGUACAAGACAGCCGAGGAGGCACAGGAACGGGGCAUGGUGAAGGAUCUCCCAGUUUACUAUGCUGUGGCGCACUCUACCUUCGUGUUCACUCAACCGUUGAAGGGCAUGAAGGGUAGCGAUGCGUCAAACUUCCAUGAUGAAGAGAUCGCCGAAGACGAGAUUGAGUUCUCAGACGAUGAAGCGGAGGCUGAAUACAAGCGGAAGUUGAAACAGAAACGCCAGGAAAGAAAGGAGGCUAAGGAAGGCGGCGCUGCUCGAGGCAAGAAGGGACCCCCUGGCCCUUCAAAAUUGAGUCAGACUGAACUCAACUACGAUGAUGGGGCAGCCGAGGAUGGAUAUACACCUCUCGCCCGCCCCAAGAACCUCCAUGAGAUGAUGGGUGCUCGCGAGGCACCUGUCGAAGGAACCGAGCGAGGAGGACCUGGCUUCCGUGGCGGACGUGGCCGAGGCCGAGGCGCUGAUCGUGGAGGUCGUGGAGGUCGUGGCCGAGGAGGCAGUGGCCGAGGUGGAUCCUGGGACAGAGAUCAAGACCACCGGCCUUCCCAUCAGCAGAAUGGCAACAUCUCGCAAUAUGGACAGCAGGCUGCAACCCCACAAACACAGCCUCCAGCACCAUACGGCCAACCCGCGUACCAGCAACAACAACCUGCUUACGGUAUGCCUCAGCCAUUCGCUGGAUACCCGCAAUAUCCUCAGCAGCAACAACCUCAGUUCGGCCAAGGCCAAGCACCCUCGCAAUUCCCCUUCCAGUUCCCCUUCCAGCAACCAUUUGCGCAGCCGAACCCCUUCCAGGCCGUCCCACAAGGCGCCCACAUCAACCCUCUUUUCCUGGCUGCACUGCAACAGCAGCAGCAAUACCAGCAGGCCCAACAAGCCCCUGGUCAGGCACAGCCGCAAAACCAAGCGGCUAUGAACUUUGACCAGGUCAAAGCCCAGCUGGAUCUGCUACGGCAGUUGAGCAAUGGUAACCAGGGACCGCCGCCUUCUUCCUAA